Molecule: messenger RNA, 894 nt
Organism: Closterium sp. Naga37s-1
Lineage: Eukaryota; Viridiplantae; Streptophyta; Zygnematophyceae; Desmidiales; Closteriaceae
Source: the annotation of a GenBank genome assembly
AUGCUGUCCGGCCCAGGAGCGUGCAGUCCGGCCCAGGAGCGUGCAGUCCGGCCCAGGAGCGUGCAGUCCGGCCCAGGAGCGUGCAGUCCGGCCCAGGAGCGUGCAGUCCGGCCCAGGAGCGUGCAGUCCGGCCCAGGAGCGUGCAGUCCGGCCCAGGAGCGUGCAGUCCCGCCCAGGAGCGUGCAGUCCCGCCCAGGAGCGUGCAGUCCCGCCCAGGAGCGUGCAGUCCGGCCCAGGAGCGUGCAGUCCGGCCCAGGAGCGUGCAGUCCGGCCCAGGAGCGUGCAGUCCGGCCCAGGAGCGUGCAGUCCGGCCCAGGAGCGUGCAGUCCGGCCCAGGAGCGUGCAGUCCGGCCCAGGAGCGUGCAGUCCGGCCCAGGAGCGUGCAGUCCCGCCCAGGAGCGUGCAGUCCCGCCCAGGAGCGUGCAGUCCCGCCCAGGAGCGUGCAGUCCGCCGCAGGAGCGUGCAGUCCGCCGCAGGAGCGUGCAGUCCGCCGCAGGAGCGUGGAGUCCGCCGCAGGAGCGUGGAGUCCGCCGUAGGAGUGUGGAGUCCGCCCCAUUAGCGUGGAAACCGCCGCAGGAGCGUGGAGUCCGCCGCAGGAGCGUGGAAACCGCCGCAGGAGCGUGGAGUCCGCCGCAGGAGCGUGGAAACCGCCAUAGGAGCGCUCUGCCCUCACCAAACGCGGCAUCCCAGCACUGCGCGGGCCACGUUUGGCCCGACGGCAGGAACGGAGGCGCACGUCCGGAGUCUGCAGAAGAGACCCCGUGCGAUGCUGGCCGGGGUAGAGCUGGAGCCGCGGCCGGGAGGGCGGCACGGGCGGCUGGCGGUGCAGCAUGGGAGCCUAGAGGAGGACCAGCCGCAGCUGCCGGCGGGAGGGCAGUGGGAGCGGCGAGAUGA